Ictalurus punctatus (channel catfish) is the source of this 5554-nucleotide messenger RNA. Its product is annotated as rho GTPase-activating protein 29. Lineage: Eukaryota; Metazoa; Chordata; Actinopteri; Siluriformes; Ictaluridae. Bases 1252 to 4518 code for a protein of 1088 amino acids. The transcript is spliced from 22 exons. Gene Ontology annotation, cellular component: cytoplasm. The record is from RefSeq and is a predicted model, not a curated record. Gene Ontology annotation, biological process: activation of GTPase activity; signal transduction. Gene Ontology annotation, molecular function: GTPase activator activity.
AUCUGUCUUUAUUUAUUUAUUUGUUGUGGAAUGAGAUGAUUGUGAGCCGGGAGCGCGUUUUUCAGGAUUAAUGAUGAUUAUUUCUGGGGUUUCAAUAUCAAGCGUUUAUAUUUCAGUAUUUGUUUAUUUGGCAGUUUAACUGUUUACACUGUUAACCUGUUGUGGUGAAGGUGUGGCACAUCUUGAGCCUCACAGCUUCUGUACUGAAGAACAAUGUUGGCCUGUUGUUUAUUUAUUUAUUUGUUUGCUUGUUUGUUUGUUUACAUCAUUGUGCAAUAAUUAAUUUUUUCUUAAAUAGAAGUCAGUGAUAGUAAAUAUUUGUUGUAUUUUUUGAUAAGUUAUAUAUGUGAUAUUUAAAGUGGAUUUGUGUGAUUUGGUGUUGAAUUGUUUUGUUUACAGCUUUGUUCUCCUACGUGACGUUAGUCUUUUUAGCAUCGUGUUCAGUAAAGGAAGCGUAUAGACACCAGUGUAGCAUCGUGUUCAGUAAAGGAAGCGUAUAGACACCAGUUUAGCAUCGUGUUCAGUAAAGGAAGCGUAUAGACACCAGUGUAGCAUCGUGUUCAGUAAAGGAAGCGUAUAGACACCAGUGUAGCAUCGUGUUCAGUAAAGGAAGCGUAUAGACACCAGUUUAGCGUCGUGUUCAGUAAAGGAAGCGUAUAGACACCAGUUUAGCAUCGUGUUCAGUAAAGGAAGCGUAUAGACACCAGUUUAGCAUCGUGUUCAGUAAAGGAAGCGUAUAGACACCAGUUUAGCAUCGUGUUCAGUAAAGGAAGCGUAUAGACACCAGUUUAGCGUGGUGUUACUUCAUGUCUGACAAAUCGAAUGUAAACUACAGCAUAAUAUCACCUGAAUUGCUUCUUACCUAAAAGCCUUCAGACUUUAAGCCACGCCCCCUACCUGAGUCAAGAGCUGGGGUAGAGUCACACUGAACCUCUGUUCUGAGGAAGAAACUGAUUUUCAGUGAAGCCUCAGUGAGCGUGAGGUUCUCUGGCCGAGUGUGUCGUGUGUAUCCUCGCUGAAUAAUUUCCUGUAGCGGAGACGCUGGAGAGUUUCACUGCUCUUUAUUCUCUUGAACUUUAGAACUAGUUAAAGGAACCAGUUUAUGCUCCGUUCUGCUCCGUCAGGAUUAAACACACAGGACUGAACUUAAAGGAGGUGAAUGAAGAAGACCAGAGGGGCGUGUUUCGUGAGAUUUACACGUCCAUCGACACGUUGGCCUUCAAGUUUGGCAAUGUAGUGUCAGAUUUCCUUAUGGGAGAUGCGGACUGCGGCUCCGGAGUGGAGCUCUCCCAGACCAGGAGGAGCCGAUCGUUUGAGAACCUCUCUGGAGAACACAAAGAACUGGCAGACUUUGAGCUGUCCCCCGUACAGAGAGUGGACCAGGCCCUGCAGCAGAAUGACAGUGGAGUUGAGUCGGCUCUGCUCUACGCCAAGGCCUGGUCCAAAUACGCCAAGGACGUCCUGAGCUGGGUGGAGAAACGCCUCGGGCUGGAUAUGGAGUGUGCUAAAGGAUUUGCUAAGAUGGCUGAAUCAGCGAAAGCCGUAGCAGCUCAGCAGGACUACAUGCCCUUCAGAGGGGUUUAUGUGUCUGCGUUUGAGAACGAGCUGGAUUACAGUCACACUCUCCUCCAGACAGCUACAUCUCUCCAAACCAACAAGUUCAUUCAGCCGCUGGUGGUGCGGAAAACCGAGCUGGACAAACUGAGGAAGGAAUUAAAAGAGCAGUGGCAGAGGGAGCAGAAGAAAAUGAUUGAAGCUGACAGUGCGGUGCGUAAAGCUCAACUCCUUCACACGCAGCGUAGGGAGGAGUACGAGAAGGCUCGCGGUUCUCACGGUCGAACGGGAGAUGAGCAAACACACGCAGGAGGGAGAACGCAGGAGAGGAAGAGGAAGAUGGAGGAAGAGGCUCUGCAGAAGGCUGAAGACGCUCAGGAACACUACAGAGUGUGUGUUGCUGACGCUGAAGCCAAAAAAGUCGAUCUGACCAAAACAAAGAGUGAAAUCCUCACUCAGCUCCGAGAGCUCAUCUUCCAGUGUGACCUCACCCUCAAAGCUGUGACAGUGAACUGGUUCCAGAUGCUGUAUAAUCAGGUGGUGUCGGUUCCUGUACAGUACCAGACGCUGUGUGAUCAGGUGAAGCAGUAUGAACCCGGACAAUGUUACUCAGAGUUUGUACACAGUUUACCUAAAGAGCGCGUGUGGCUGGAGGCGCUGUCUCACGGGCAUGCGGGAGCGUCCAGGACAGGCAUGCCCUUCCAUAAGAGAUCACUGAGCAGUACACACUCCUCUCAGGGGAACCUGUCUCAGCUCUCUGCCGAUGAAGUGAACAGUCCUGUUCAUAAACGCGUCAGCAAGAUGGACGAACCACCAUCCAACAGUGGCUCAGCCGACAUCCACGGUCUGAAGGGAGGGAUGUGCAGUGAUUCAGAAAGCGUAGGAGGAAGCAGUGAGUCUCGGUCUGUGGAUUCUCCCACUGCCAGUCCAGGGGAUUUUAAGCGGAGACUUCCCAGAACUCCAUCCACAGGCACCAUGUCAUCUGCUGAUGAUUUAGACGAAAGAGAACUUCCUUCACCUUCAGACAACGGUGUGAGUGAGAUGGUGACACAGACAGCGAAUUCUCCCGGUCCUUUCAGAAACACUCAGAUGUCCAAAGCGGCUCACACACACAAACUGAGGAAACUGCGCGCUCCGUCUAAGUGCAGGGAGUGUGACAGCCUGGUGGUGUUCCAUGGAGCCGAGUGUGAGGAGUGUUCUUUAGCGUGUCAUAAGAAGUGUCUGGAGACCUUGGCGAUUCAGUGUGGCCAUAAGAAGCUGCAGGGGAGGCUGCACUUAUUCGGCAUUGAUUUCUCUCAGGUGUCUAAGAACAGCGCAGAUGGAAUUCCCUUCAUCAUCAGGAAGUGCACUUCAGAGAUCGAGAGUCGCGCCCUGAACAUCAAGGGAAUUUAUCGUUUAAAUGGAGCAAAGUCUCGAGUGGAGAAACUCUGUCAGGCGUUUGAGAACGGAAAAGACCUGGUGGAGCUGUCAGAGCUGUAUCCACACGACAUCAGCAACGUGCUCAAACUGUACCUGAGACAGCUACCCGAGCCAUUGAUCCUGUACAGGUAUUAUAAUGAGAUUGUUGGUCUGGCUAAAGAAGCUAAGAGCAUAACAGCGGACAACACACACACACCUCAACUCAGCGUCGAGCUCAACCGAGUCAUCCUCAAAAUACGAGACCUGCUGAGACACCUUCCUCCUGCACACUACAGAACCCUGCACUUCCUCAUCACUCACCUGCACAGAGUGUCCGAGCAUGCGGAGGAGAAUAAAAUGGACGUGAGGAAUCUGGGGAUUAUCUUCGGCCCGACGCUGAUUAAACCUCGGCGGUUGGAUGCGGACGUGUCCCUGUCCUCCCUGGUGGACUACCCCUACCAGGCUCUGAUGGUGGAGCUGCUCAUUCAACACCAUCUGAAGAUUUUUGACGUCCAGUUAAGCCCCGCCCACUCCACCAACCCUCCACUCAGCCGCUGCUCACAGUCUCUCCUGGACAUCAAAGAGAGCUCUAAAGCCCAUAAGAGAUACUCGUCUGUUCUUCCCUCAUCACACCGAGUGGAUGAAGUGAAGGAAGUGCACUUAGCAAGUGGACAUGAGGGGAAAGAGGACACAGCCGCUGACAGUACAGAUGGUGUAAGCGGUGUUGGAUCGUUGCUAGCUGUCAGUCGCCUCAGUACAAAUGCAAAUGUCUCCCUGGUGAAGCUCCGCCCACCACGAACCCACUACCUGUCCCGCCCCGUGAGUUUACCCGUGGACCGCCUGCUUAACGAACGCAACAUGGCUGAGCGAGAGAACUUGGGCGGGGCCAUCCCAGAGAAACCGGAGGCAGAGAAAGCGGAGAGCCGCACCUACCGCACCCCCUUCGUCCACACACACACCCUGAGACGCACCUGGGACAAACAGUACCGCCAUUAUGAUGUCACGCCUCGCACUGCCAUGAUCGUUGCCAACCUCCCGCCCUCAGGGGCAGUGGGCGGAGCCAAAACCGAAACUGCCAAACCGGACACAACCAAACCGGACGGCUCCAAAACAGCCACUGCAGAAGCACGGAGCGGCGCUUUAUCUCAGAACAGUUCAUACGCCUCUACCAUGCGUCCAUUCCGGCGAGACAGUAGCAUGAGCGAUAAGGACGUUCCAAUCACAUUCAGAUCAACGCGGACACUCCGGCCUCCACCCGGAACUUUCUACAGGCCUCCACACCUCCAUGUUAAAACUCCAGACACGGAAAAGAACGCUAACGUUUCCCCGAACACCACCGUAACCACACUGUCCGUCACUAUAGCUGCACCGCUAGCCACGCUAAAUGUGUGUCCAACCUCAGCUGCACUGUCAGUCACGCCCACAUCACCGUCAACAGGAAGUGACACGAGUGCUAAAGAGGAAGUGCAGACGGAGUCCCAGUCGGACGAUGUGAAUGAGAAUAAAUCUGUGUAUCAGAGACUAAGAGAGAGCCAGCACUCACACCGAGAGGCACGCUUUGUAUAAACAUGCACAAACACACACACACACUCUGCUUACGUUACACACAUUCAUACACACUUCAAAACACAGUGCUGUUCACUGUGAUUCACCCUACAAGCGCUUAUAAUAAAGAUCAGAACAGUCCGUGUGUAUUUAAAUGAGGUGUGUGUGUAGUGUGUGUAGUGCACAUGGAGUGUUUAGUGUGUGUUCAUGUACAGCGUUCAUUCAUUCAUCAUUCACUAAAUUAACUUCCUGCUCAGACUCAGACUACUGUGGGUCAGAAAAUAUCAUGAGCAGGUUAAAACAAUAAGAAAGUACGUAAAGCCCUUUUCCUGUUUAGGCCACGCCCACUUCAGGUUUAAAUCCAUACCAGUGCUGCUCUUUCACACACUCAAUCCUCUCCUCAGCACGUUAUCUCACACACACACACACACACUCCUUAAUGACCUGUGGGAUUCAUCUGUGUCCGAACCACAGAACCUGAGCUACAGGACUCCUGUGUGCACUGCGGCUGUGUCCCAAAUGCCUUGAUAUCAGAAGCAGCAGUUACAGAGAGAGACCCCCCUGUGGUUUAGGACGCUGUCCAUCCGCUCUGCGUCUCACACACACACGCACACCUGAGUAGACAGAGAAGAGCGUUAUUGAAGCUGGCUAGCUAACGUGUGUGUUAGCAGUGAGUGUAUGAGACCGCGCUCUACAUUAGGUUUAUUAUUUCUUUUUUAUGGAAUGACAAAUAUAAUAUAAAAUGUCUUAACUGGAAAUGUUUGUUACAUGCACUUUGUUUGAGAUAAUAUAAUGUGCAGCUGUGUGUGUGUGUGUGUGUGUGUGUGUGUACGUACAGUUAAAGCAUUUGUACAGAUGGAGUAUGUAUGUAAUAUUUUAUGAAGUUUUAUCCCUGAUGAUGCACUUAAUAAGCCUGAAUGUGUGCAUAUGUAAAAUACAUAAUGAAUAUAUUUGCAUAAAUUUGCAAAUCAUUUUAUUAUUGUGAUCAUUUUUGUGUUUUAUUUGUGUUUUCUGUAACGUAUUGCACUGACCACAAUACAGAACAUUUAAAACCUCA